UUCUCAAUAUCGUAAAAUCCAUUAAUUAAUUCAGUUUCUCUAAGUAUUCAGUAAUAUCUUUCUUUGUAUCAUAAUGAGAAACGUUGCUGCAAUACUUAUAAUUUUUCUCGUACCAUGUGUGUAUUUAUAUCCAGAAUAUCAAUUUGGUAUUAAGGAAGAUGUAAAAGAUUUGUUAAACUCGUCCUGUAUCUUCGGGCCUCAAUCCAUGUCGAUGGUUUUAUUUAACAGUGAUAAUCCUAAGGGUAAAAAUAUUGGUGAACAGGAAAGUUGUAGCUAUAUUGAUCCUUCGAAACCGAUUGUCUUUUUGGUCCAUGGUUUUAUCAGCUCUGCAAAUAACACUAAUAAUUAUGAUUUGGCCUCGCAAUUAAUAAAGAACGACUAUACAGUAUUUUCACUGGAUUGGUCUGAUGCAGCAUGCUCAAAUGGAAUAGCCAUAGGAAAACUGCUAGAAUAUCCUUUUGCAGUGAAAAACACUCGUGAAAUAGGAGAACUUAUGGCAAAAUAUGUUAUAACACUGAAGGAAAAAUGCAAAAUUCCACUGGAUAACAUAACAUUUAUUGGUCACAGUCUUGGAGCGCAUGUGGCUGGCUUCGCUUCAAAGGACAUCCAGAAAUCUAAUAAUGGCACAAUUUCGUGUUUUAUCGGCCUCGAUCCCGCGGGACCGAUGUUUGAGCAUAAAGAGUGCAAAAGCAGAUUCUGCAAUACAGAUGCCAAACAUGUAAUAGCUUUUCACACAUCGAUUCUCGGAAUGCAGAUGCCUGUAGGUGAUAUCGAUUUAUGGUUUAAUGGUGGAAAAGAACAACCUGAUUGUGAUAUUUGGAACGUGCCUUGCUCACAUAGCAUAUCUGUGCUCUAUCUGGCUAAUAUGUUUUACAAUAAAUGUGUAUACCCUGGUGCUGAAACACAUUUAUCAAAACUGCUUGGAAUAGCCGAAAGGCCAUCUUACCCUAAUCCUAAUACUACUGACUGUGUUGUCAUAAAUAAAGACAUUGUCGAUAUCAAGGCAAACGACGAACUCAGGGGAGGAAAUUACUACGUAUUCGUCCAGAAGAAGUAUCCGUAUUGCACAGAAGAACAUUUUAGUUGCAAGUCAUUGAUUGAAACAUCUUAACUGAUUUUAAAACGUUUAUCCUAUUCUAUUACAAACACAUAAACUGCACUUUAAACAAGCAAAUAAAUCGCACGAUAGCACAACA
Cataglyphis hispanica is the source of this 1196-nucleotide messenger RNA. Its product is annotated as phospholipase A1-like. Bases 74 to 1111 code for a protein of 345 amino acids. Gene Ontology annotation, molecular function: lipase activity. NCBI's taxonomy places the organism in Eukaryota, Metazoa, Arthropoda, Insecta, Hymenoptera, Formicidae. The record is from RefSeq and is a predicted model, not a curated record. The transcript is spliced from 7 exons.